UUAUAACUUUUAUUUUAACCCUUUAUGAACUGACUAUUCAAAAGUGUCAUGGCGGUUGAAAUUAAAGAAGAAAUCGAGAGAAAAAUUAAAAGAGAAAAAGAGGAGGAGGAGGAGGAGAAGGAAGAAAAUGGUGAUGAAGACGAAGAUGAAUUUUUGGUUCCUCGUAAAAGAUUAAGAACAGAUCAAAUGAAAGAGCACCCUCUCAGUAGAAACUGCCCAUAUUUGGACACAAUUAAUCGCUCGAUUUUAGAUUUUGAUUUUGAAAAAUUAUGCACCGUCUCGCUAUCCAAUAAUAACGUUUACGCUUGCCUUGUAUGUGGAAAGUAUUUUCAAGGGCGUGGUCAACACUCCCAUGCAUAUAUUCACAGCGUUCAACAUUACCAUUACGUGUUUCUUAACUUAAAGACGUUGCAAUUUUACUGUCUCCCGGACAAUUAUGAAAUCAUAGAUCCUUCACUCGAAGACAUUAAACAUAUUUGUCGUCCAACAUUUACUUCACAAGAAAUUGAGUCACUGGAUAAAUCAGCAAAAUGGAUGAAAGCUCUAGACGAGACUAAAUAUCUACCAGGUAUACUUGGUCUUAACAAUAUAAAAGCCAAUGACUACAUGAAUGUGAUACUGCAUACUUUGGCUCAUAUAACUCCUUUCAGAGAUUAUUUCUUAAACGAGGACAAUUAUUUAAGCAUAACUCCUCCGCCUGGAGAUCAGACAUUUACACUAGUUCAUCGGUUAGGUGAAUUAUUUCGUAAGCUAUGGAAUCCCAGGUAUUUUUUAUUUCGCGCUCACGUCAGUCCACAUGAGAUGCUUCAGGCAGUGUCUUCUGUGAGCAAGAAAAGAUUUAAAAUUGUUGAGCAAGGUGAUCCAGUUGAGUUCAUGUCCUGGUUAUUAAAUACGUUACAUUUUGCUUUGUCUGCCGGUAAAAGGAAGAAUAAGAGCAGCAUUGUAUAUGAUACUUUUCAAGGAGAAAUGAAGAUUUACACAAGGAAAUUACCGCCACAAACCGAAAAUGAAGAUGAAAUGAUGGACUAUUUGAAAAUGGAAGAAUACAAACAGAAAGAAGAAACGACUCCAUUUUUAUAUCUAGCACUUGACUUGCCUGCCCCUCCAUUAUUUCAAGAUGAACUUGAAAAGAACAUCAUCCCACAGAUUCCAUUAUUUGAUUUGUUAAAAAAAUUUGAUGGGACGACAGAAAAGGAAUAUAAAACUCACCGUGAGUCUUACGUGAAGAAGUUUGAGCUGACUAAACUUCCACCAUAUUUAAUACUGUGUAUAAAAAGGUUUACUAAAAACAAUUUCUUCGUUGAAAAAAAUCCUACCAUAGUUAACUUUCCAAUUAAAGAUAUAGACAUGUCAGAGUUUCUCUCUAGCGAUCCAGCAGUACAGGAUUCCCACCCACACACAGUCUAUGACCUUGUGGCUAACGUGUGUCAUGAUGGACAGGCUGGGCCUGGAAAAGGAACAUACCGUGUGCAUCUCAGACAUAAAGGUGCCAAUCAAUGGUAUGAGCUCCAGGAUUUGAAUGUUAAGGAUUUACUGCCUCAAAUGAUAACACUGGCUGAAGCCUACAUACAAAUAUGGGAGCUGAGAAAAGACUAAUAGUUUUCAUGCUUAAAAUGUGUCAGAAAAUGUAUUUUAAAAUUGAAUUUUAUUGAAGUAGGAAGUGCAUUUGUAAUUUGUUUGUCUUUAUGUAUGUAUAACCAUUAUUAAGUAGGUCAAUGUAAA
Molecule: messenger RNA, 1722 nt
Organism: Amphimedon queenslandica
Lineage: Eukaryota; Metazoa; Porifera; Demospongiae; Haplosclerida; Niphatidae
Product: U4/U6.U5 tri-snRNP-associated protein 2-like
Exons: 15
Coding region: 49-1596 (515 amino acids)
Biological process (GO): protein deubiquitination; spliceosomal complex assembly; mRNA processing
Molecular function (GO): zinc ion binding; cysteine-type deubiquitinase activity
Source: RefSeq, a predicted model, not a curated record